AUUCUCAGUCUUCGUCCAAGGCCAAGCGUAACCCGUUGCCGCUCCCUCCUGGUCCUCCGGGCCUGCCUUUCCUAGGAAACACGCUCCAGAUCGACACCGACAAGGCUUUCAAGACCUUCACCGCUUGGAAGGAGCAGUAUGGCAGCAUGGUGAACUGCACUCUCAUGGGCCGGAACACCUUGAUCAUCAACGACGAAAAAAUCGCUCAUGCUCUAUUGGAUCAGCGGUCCCACAACUACUCCGAGAAACAUGAUGUUGAGCCCAUUGCAGUUCUGGGUCUUGACUUCAACACUGCAUUCAUGCCCUACACCGACAAUUGGAGGAUGCAUAGACGCUUCUAUCACCAGGCUAUGCGCGCCGAUGUCGUUGGGAAGUACGAGCCAGUGCAGCUGCGCGCAGCACACAAGCUACUCGGUCACCUACUGGCAGAACCUGAACACUUUGAGGCACAUUUCCAGACGCAUUCUGCGGCCAUUAUUUUGGCCGUUGUGUACGGAUAUGACAUGAUGUCCAGGAAAGACCAUCUUGUGCACGUCAUCGAAAAUGCGACUGAAGCCAUUGUUAACAAUGGUUCGCCUCUCGUCAUGGCGAUUGUCGCAACCUGCCCAUUCCUUCUCAAAAUGCCUUCGUGGAUUCCCGAUCGUGGGUUCAGGAAGAUGGUCGAAUUCACCAGAAAGUCUACCCAAGCGGCCGUUGAGCUUCCCUACAAGUGGACUCAGGAUCAGCUGGCUGAAGGAAGUGCUGGUGCCUCCAUGAUUCGCGACGUCUUUGAGAAUUCGGAAGAGAAGGGAAUGUCGAAAGAAUUUGAGCACAACCUCAAGAACGCCUCUGCUACCGCCUUUUCUGCUGGAUCUGAUACUUCGUUUUCCACCCUUCAGGUUUUCUUGUGGUUGAUGGUCAUGUAUCCGGAUGUUCAAAAACGUGCCCAAGCCGAGAUGGAUGCCGUAGUAGGCACCGACAGGCUGCCCGACUUCAGCGACCGCGAGUCUCUCCCUUAUCUAGAGGCAAUCCUACGCGAAACAAUGCGGUGGUGCCCCGUUGUGACCACGAGUUUGCCCCACGGCUCUAUCGAGGACGAUACCUACGAAGGAUAUUUCAUUCCUGCCGGCACCAAUGUGAUCGCAAACACAAGGGGUAUCCUUCAUGACGAAGCGCGGUACCCUGAACCGAAUGUGUUCAGGCCGGAGCGUUUCCUGCUGCCUAACGGCAAGCCCAACGAUGACACUACGUACUUGCUAGGGUUUGGCUAUGGCCGUCGCAUCUGCCCGGGUCGCCACCUGGCGGACGGCUCUGUGUGGUCUGCCAUGGCGUGCUUGAUCGCAAUGUUCAACUUCGCCAAAGCAAAAAAUGCAACGGGCGAGGAGAUUGAAGUUCACCCUACGCGCUGGACCGGUGGAAUCACAACACGCCCUGUGGACUUCCAAUGCUCGAUUUCUCCCCGUUUCCCCGGAGCCAGCGAGAAGCUCGCCCGCGCAACCGAUGCAUCUGCAUAAUGAACUAAGCUCACUCAUAUCUUCGUUUGUUAUAUAGCCAUACGCACUCGGGUUUCAUUGGCUACUUGUUAUGUGUUUGAUAGUUCUUCAUUUGUGGAUUUAUAAUUAGUACCCUGCGAUACGAUUUCCUGUUGUCUCUUCCGAUCGCGAGAGCAAGGCACAAGUCAUCACCGUACAAUCUAUUCUCUUAAUUACGGACCCACUGCGAUCUCACAAUUAUAUUCGAUACGAACCC
Coniophora puteana RWD-64-598 SS2 is the source of this 1728-nucleotide messenger RNA. Its product is annotated as cytochrome P450. The transcript has 11 exons. Lineage: Eukaryota; Fungi; Basidiomycota; Agaricomycetes; Boletales; Coniophoraceae. The coding region runs from base 147 to 1493 and encodes 448 amino acids. Gene Ontology annotation, molecular function: heme binding; oxidoreductase activity, acting on paired donors, with incorporation or reduction of molecular oxygen; iron ion binding. The record is from RefSeq and is a predicted model, not a curated record.